This is a messenger RNA of Loxodonta africana (African savanna elephant), 1716 nucleotides long. RefSeq names its product olfactory receptor 51G2-like. The record is from RefSeq and is a predicted model, not a curated record. Gene Ontology annotation, biological process: G protein-coupled receptor signaling pathway. Gene Ontology annotation, molecular function: G protein-coupled receptor activity; olfactory receptor activity. The coding region runs from base 757 to 1716 and encodes 319 amino acids. Lineage: Eukaryota; Metazoa; Chordata; Mammalia; Proboscidea; Elephantidae. Gene Ontology annotation, cellular component: plasma membrane. The transcript has a single exon.
UCCAAUGGAAGAAGUGACUGGAAGGGGUCACAAGGGAGUAUCUGGGGUGCUGACAAUAUUUCAUUUCUUGAUUUGGAUGCUUGUUACACGAAGGUGCUCGCUUAGGAAAGUAAAUAAGAUAAAGCUUUCCAGAUUAGAAAGAAGUAAAAGGAUCUCCAAUCACAGAUGAUGUGACAUUUUAUGCAGAAAAUCAUAAGGAAUCCACUAAAAGCUAUUAAAUUUCAACAGAAAUUUACUCUCUUUUCCUCAUUAUUUACUCUGAGAAGACACUCUGGGGGAGGUAGGUUUUUAGCUAUAGCUCUAUAGGGUUGCUAAGAGUUGGAAUCGAGUCAACGACAGUGGGUUUGGUUUUGGUUUUGUUAUGUGGAAAAAGGAGGUUGCUUAGACCAAAGAGAAUAUAGUUACUUAGUAAAGAUCUGAGUGACUAAUGAAAUAACCAUAAGCAGUUAGAUCAACUCAGAAAAAUUACUCAAUACCUCUUUACUCAAAGAGAAGAUUAGCCAGAAAAUGGAAGGAAAUAGAGAUUCUAAGAAGAAUUAGGUUUCUUUCAUGGGUUAAAAGGGCAUGGGGCAGAUCUUCCUUCACAGCCUACACAUAAAAAACCGAAACAAAACAACAAAACCUUUCAGUUAGCAGCCGAGCACUUUAACAACUGUGCUAUGAGGGCCCCUUGGGGUACACUUAGUAGGGACUUUAUAAAUGAUGAUCAAAUGAAUGAAUGUCUCUUAUCCCUAGGGUGGACAAUUCCCUCCUGGAAUGGCUAUGUUCUUGUGCAACACCAGCACUUUUGCACACCCUACCUUCCUCCUCACUGGCUUUCCAGGCCUGGAGGCCUUUCACCAUUGGGUAUCUAUCCCCAUCAACUUGACCUGUGUGGUUUCCAUUCUGGGCAACAGUAUCAUCCUCUUCCUGAUCCACACAGACCCAGCCUUACACGAACCCAUGUACAUCUUCCUGUUCAUGUUGGCAGCAUCUGAUCUGGGUCUCUGUGCCUCUACCUUCCCCACCAUGGUGCGGCUCUUCUGGCUAGGUGCUCGUGAACUGCCCUUUGACUUCUGUGUAGCACAAAUGUUCUUCAUUCAUGUCUUCACCUAUGCGGAAUCUGGCGUGCUGCUCGCCAUGGCCUUCGAUCGCAUCAUUGCUAUCCGGAACCCUCUGCACUAUGCCACAAUCCUUACCCACUCAGCCAUGGUCAAAGUGGGGGCUGCCAUUCUAGUGAGGGCUGUUCUGCUCAACCUUCCAGGACCCAUCCUCCUGCGGCGUCUGCUCUUUCCCCAGAUCAGCAUACUCUCGCACUGCUACUGCCUGCACUGUGACCUUGUAGGGCUGGCCUGCUCAAACACCUGGGUCAACAGCCUGGUUGGCCUGGUCUCCAUCCUCCUCUCACUGGGCCUUGACUCCUCCCUUAUCAUGCUCUCAUAUGCACUGAUCCUACAGACAGUGCUGGGCAUUGCAUCACCUGGGGAACGGCUCAAGGCACUCAACACGUGUGUCUCACACCUCUGCAUUGUUCUCAUCUUUUAUCUGCCCAAACUGGGGCUGUCUGUAUUGCACCGAGUAGAGAAGCACAGCUAUCCUGCUCUAGCAGUGCUCAUGGCCAACCUGCACUUUGUGGUCCCGCCUUUCAUGAACGCCAUUGUCUACUGCAUCAAGUCUAAGCAGAUCCGCCAGGGCCUCUUAAAGCAUUUCCAACAGAAGAGAGUUGAUGUCUCUUAA